AUGCCGGUCCUAAACGACGACGUUCUUCUCCGCGUUGCGAGUUUCUGCGACAUCGACACCAUUGUCACCAUGAUGUGCACCAGCAAGCACCUCUACGAGCUCCUGACUCGGUACGAACAAUCCAUCGUGAAGGACGCCGUUGCGUUGUACACCGGCGGCGACUCCUCUCUGUUCCCCCCUUCAGGCGCAAUCAGUUCCUCGCACAACGUUGAGCGCGAGUAUCUGUAUCCUAAGAGAUACGAUAUCCUCAACGAGCUCAAGAUCCGCACUUCCCGCACGGAGACUCUUCUAAGUCCAGGCCAACCCCUGAGAAGCAAGAUCGAUUCCAUAUUUUCGACGCCCGGAACAUUCCUCGAUCUCCCUCAAGUCGAACGCGAGCUGCUGAUGGCCCGCCUUAAAGAGACCUGCAAGUUGGUCGACAGGCUGGGAGACUGCGCGGCAGACAUCAUGUCGAUGUGGAUGCAGCCGGCCGCCAACGGCAACUCCAGCCAGAAGCUUGAUGCCGAUGAGGCCAUGCUUAAGAUUCACGAUCGCCAGCUGGCAUACAUUCGCUCCCUAUCACCACUCGACUUGGCCUAUCUUUUCCAUCUUCUCGCCUGGGCUGGCCAAGCCUAUGCCGCCGAGAACCCCGCCCUGAUGGCCGAUGUUGAUUGCUGGGAACGUCUCCUGGCUUUCAAGGAAGCUAGCCUUCGUCAAGGCACAAUCAUGCUCUGGGCUGUCUUCCAGCCGCCGAAGGUCAAGAAAAGCGCCAACCGCACUGAGGAUACCACCCGCCGCAAGCCCACGACCGAGCUUGCUCGCUUUGCAGAGACCUGCAUCCGUCAGAUCUUGGAAGAAAUUCGCAUCUACCAGUCCACGGAACCAAGCCAGAAUCGCCUACCGCCCAGCCUACACAUGACAAUGGUUAAGAGUUUUGUCGAGAAGACCGGACGUCCGAGCACUCGGCAUGCCAUUGAGAUGGAGCGCCUCAUUCUGGAACAUAUCCGGGUCGACUAG
Molecule: messenger RNA, 996 nt
Organism: Neurospora tetraspora
Lineage: Eukaryota; Fungi; Ascomycota; Sordariomycetes; Sordariales; Sordariaceae
Exons: 1
Coding region: 1-996 (331 amino acids)
Source: RefSeq, a predicted model, not a curated record